AUGGUGAGGCAUUCUAGGUCUAGAAGUCGUUCACGUUCUCCACAAAAGAAACGAAAACAUUCUCAUAGACGUAAUGAUCGAGAACAUAAACGAUCUCGCCAUUCUAGGAGUGAAGUUGAUAGGGAUGAGUCUCACGUCAGGUCUCAUUCCACAAAGGAAACUGAAGAUAAAAAAACCAAACACAAUGUUACAACGGAAUCUGGAAUUUAUACCUCGCAGGAUCAAAAAAGUACAAAGUCAUCAAGCUUCGUGUUGAAUAAUAUUUCCGGAGAAGUAAAGGACAAACAUAAGGAAAAACAUAAGGACAUUAACAAACAGGAAAGUGCUAACCGAGACUCGGAUGUACAAAUGCAAGCUGAUUCAAAGUUAGCUGAUUCGACAACCUCUGCAACAGUUGCUGCUUUACUCGAUAGUCAGGAAGAAAAAAUUCGUCAAAGGAGAGAACGUGUAGAACAGUGGAGAAAAGAAAGGGAGGCUGCUAAAAAAGCUGAGGAGGAAGCAAAAUUACAAGCAGUUUCGGCUGCUAGUCAAUCUUCUACCGCUGAUGAUCAAUCUCUACAAAAUUCAAAUAAAGGUUGGACUUUAGAUGACGACGACGAAGAUGAAUCUAUGGAAGUAGAUGAAACUGUGAAUUUACUACCUAUUCCAAAAUCAACUGAUAAAAUAGAGUCUCAAGUGUAUCAAGUUAGACGAAAUCCAUUGCUUGGACUUGGUAAUAAAAAACAUAUAAUGAAUAAUAAGGGUAAAUCAAAAGAAGUAGUUGCCGAAGAAGAAGAUAAAUCUACAGUAUCUUCUAAGGGAUCAAAUAUUAAAGAUUCAGAUCAGAUGCAAGUUGACGAUGGAGACGAAGAUCCUCUUGACGCUUUUAUGAAAGAUGUGGAGGUUGAGGUAGAACAAUUAAAUGAACAAGACAAAAAACGUGCAAAACAAGCAGCAAGAGGGAAAAAUAAAAUUGAUAGAUCUGAUAAAAUUAUGCAAGAUGAAGAGGAAAUGGAUGAAGAAGAAGUUAUCAGUGAUCCUGAGGACAUUUUAGCUCUGCACAUAAUUAAAAAAUUAAAUUUCGAAAAACCCACACCUAUUCAAUCACAAGCAAUACCUGCUAUAAUGGCUGGUCGUGAUGUUAUUGGUGUUGCAAAGACUGGAAGUGGUAAAACCAUAGCAUUUCUUCUUCCAAUGUUUCGUCAUAUUAAAGAUCAACGUUCACUUGAUCAAAUGGAAGGACCUAUUGCAAUUAUUAUGACACCCACAAGAGAACUUGCAGUUCAGAUACAUAAAGAAUGUAAACACUUUUUAAAAGGGCUAAAUCUUAGGGCUGUUUGUGCCUAUGGCGGAUCUCCUAUCAAAGAUCAAAUUGCUGAAUUAAAACGCGGUGCUGAAAUAAUUGUUUGUACUCCCGGACGAAUGAUUGACUUAUUAUGUGCUAAUUCUGGUCGCGUUACUAAUUUAAAAAGAGUCACUUACCUUGUCAUGAAAAUCGUCAACAAUGUUAGACCUGAUCGUCAGACGGUCUUAUUUUCUGCUACUUUUCCACGUCAGAUGGAGUCGCUUGCACGAAAAGUUCUCAAACGACCACUUGAAAUUACCGUUGGUGGACGUAGUGUGGUAGCACAAGACGUUAAUCAAAUAGUUGAAGUUCGAGAAGAUAAUACAAAAUUUGUUCGCUUACUUGAAAUAUUGGGUCAGCAAUAUAAUGACGAUCCAGAUGCUCGUACUCUAAUUUUCGUUGAUCGUCAGGAAGCAGCAGAUAAUUUAUUGCGAGACUUAAUACGCAAAGGCUACGCCUGCAUGUCUCUCCAUGGUGGCAAGCUGCUGAUAGCUACUUCUGUAGCUGCGAGAGGUCUUGACGUGAAGCAAUUGAAAUUGGUUAUUAAUUACGAAUGUCCAAAUCAUAUGGAAGAUUAUGUUCAUCGUGUUGGAAGAACCGGAAGAGCCGGUAAUAAAGGUACAGCAUAUACUUUUAUUACACCAGAACAAGAUCGGUAUGCGAUGGACAUAGUUAAAGCGUUGAAAUUAAGUGGUGGUCAUGUUAGUCCAGAAUUACAAGCGCUUGCUGAUGGAUUCCAAGAAAAGGUCAAGGCAGGAAAUGCCACAUAUUCUGGUUCGGGAUUUGGUGGUAAAGGCCUUGAAAGGUUGGAUGAGGCACGAGAUCUUGAGGCGGAGGAUGAGGAACAUUCGAUCCCACAAAUUAAGAAAGAUGAAAUUUUAACAGCUCCUGGUAUUUCUUCUAUAACAUCUAAGACUGCAGUUACUAUUCCAUCUCCAGCUAACAGUCAUUCUGCAGAUGCAAAUCCUGCAGCAAUUGCUGCACUGAAAGCUGCUCAAGAGGCUGCAGCACGUGUAAACGCAAAGAAUGUCGGUGCAAGUGGCGUUCAAAGAGCGAAAGAUAUCAUUGCAGAUAUUAAUGCCCGCUUUAAAGAAAACUCUGUACAAGGCACAGCACCUGAAGCCGAUAAAGCCGAAAAUGCUGCAGAAUAUUCUGUCGAAAUUGAAAUUAAUGAUUAUCCACAAAAGGCGAGAUGGAAAGUUACGAAUAAGGUAGAACUUACAGGAGCGGCUAUCACUACUCGUGGUACAUAUUUCGCUCCUGGCCGUCAACCAGCACCUGGUUCUGGCGAAAGAAAAUUAUAUUUAUUCGUUGAAGGUGAAAAUGAAUAUGUUGUCGAAAAAGCCAAGAACGAAAUAAAACGCAUUUUAACAGAAACCACGUUAAGUGCGAUUGAGGCCGAAGCUCGUAAUCCCGGAAGUACUUCAUUGGGUGGUUACGGCAAGUAUUCGGUUGUAUAA
Funneliformis geosporum is the source of this 2784-nucleotide messenger RNA. The record is from the annotation of a GenBank genome assembly. Lineage: Eukaryota; Fungi; Glomeromycota; Glomeromycetes; Glomerales; Glomeraceae.